AGCAACCAUGGCGCCCGUUUCCAACAAGACCUUAAUGUUCAGAAAGAUCCCCACCGCUGCCAUUGUCCCCGGCGAGCACAUCGUCCUCGAAGACGUCGGCUUCGAUCCAUCCUCGCCUCCCCCGCCGGGCGGCGUAACCCUCUCGAUUCUCUGGGCCUCGCUCGACCCGUACCUGCGCGGGCGCAUGCGGCCCGCCCACGUGCGCUCCUACGUCCCGGCGUUUGAGCUCGACACGCCCGUGACCAACGCCUGCGUCGCGCGCGUGCUCAAGUCGGACGCCACGCCCGCGUACCACGACGGCGACCUGGUGGUUGGCGCGCUGCCGCUGGCCGAGUACGCCGUGCUGGACGCCGAGGGGGUCAAAAAAGCGUUGCAGAAGAAGGUGGAGAAUCCGCAUGGGCUGAAGGAGUUUGGGUUGUUUCUGGGUCCGUUGGGCAUGCCUGGUUUGACGGCGUGGAGUUCGCUGUAUGAGAUUGGGCAGCCGAAGAAGGGGGAGACGAUCUUCAUUAGUAGCGCGGCUGGCGCCGUGGGGCAGUUGGUUGGCCAGGUUGCGAAGAAGGAGGGAUUAAGGGUCAUUGGGAGCGUGGGUAGUGAUGAGAAAUUGGAGUUUAUCACGAAAGAGCUGGGGUUUGAAGGGUUCAAUUACAAAAAGGAGAAGCCUAGGGAUGCGCUCAAGAGACUUGCGCCCGAUGGGCUGGAUAUUUACUACGAGAACGUAGGCGGGGAGCAUCUGGAGGCGGCGCUGGAUGCCAUGAAGGAUUGGGGGAGGAUCGUGGCCUGCGGCAUGAUCUCGCAGUACAAUCUCCCGGACCAGGAAAAAUACGGUGUCAGGAACCUGUUCCUCGUCGUCUCCAAGCGUCUGACGAUGCGCGGCUUCAUCGUACACGAUCCCGAUUUUGGGCCCAAGUACACGAAGGACCAUCAGGAGAAGUUGUCGCAGUGGCUGGCCGAGGGCAGCGUCAAGGCUAAGCUGAGCGUUACGGAGGGCAUUGAACACGUUGCGGAUGCGCUGGUUGGUGUGUUUGAGGGUAAGAAUUUUGGCAAGGCCGUCAUCAAAAUCAAGGCUGAAUGAGUGGUGGAUGGGCUACGAGACGGGGACAGGCAGGCCAGAGAUGCAAGUGUCUUAGACUCUCGGGAUGCGAUUCAUCGUCUGAGGACUCGCGGAGACAAUGUGCCAGUGACCGACAAACUCGAAGAGGUGCACAUCAUGCCGCAACAUGACGGUUUUGUGAGCGGGGGGAGACAAACGUAAAGUUAC
Parathielavia appendiculata is the source of this 1258-nucleotide messenger RNA. RefSeq names its product NAD(P)-binding protein. The coding region runs from base 8 to 1072 and encodes 354 amino acids. NCBI's taxonomy places the organism in Eukaryota, Fungi, Ascomycota, Sordariomycetes, Sordariales, Chaetomiaceae. The record is from RefSeq and is a predicted model, not a curated record. Gene Ontology annotation, molecular function: oxidoreductase activity, acting on the CH-CH group of donors, NAD or NADP as acceptor. The transcript is spliced from 2 exons.